UCUCGACGUUACUCUCUUUCCCAAAAAUAAGAAAACAGUCCUCUCCGAGUCUCCCCCCUUUCCUUCUCCUCCAAAUUCCCAUCCUACCCCUCACAAAUCUCCCCGCCGGCCACGCUGGAGACUCAACGCCGCUUCGAUGGUCCGCAGGAUCACCGGAACUCCGCAACGGCCGACAGAGGCCGGAGUUCCGAUAGCGCCCCCGUGAACGGGGGCAAUGUCGACAAAGUCCUCUUCAAAAACCUCGUCGAAAUGGUUCCCCUCGUCGAAUCCCUCAUGGAUAGGAGGGCAAAUUCGUCUUUUACUAGGAGAGCGUCGAUGGUUUACACUCCCACUCCUGCUCAACUGAAGAAGGUUUCUGAUUCCAGAUCUAGAAAGACAACUCCUGGUAAGAAACAAAGGGAUAAUGGAAACAAGCUCCAACAUGGUAACCAAGGUGGCUCUGUGGAUGACUGCUCGGAAAAUGUUCAGAAGGAUAGGUUUGAGUUAACUUUGUUGAGGGAACAGGUAGAUAGCCUGCAGAGGAAAUUAUUGGAGAAAGAAGAAGCACUAAAAACUGCAGAGGAUUCAGCAAAGCAAAUGAACAUGGCUUAUGUUUCAAUUAAUGAAUUGAGGCACCAGGUUGCGGAAAAGGAUGCAUUGAUAAAAUCAGCUAAUUCAGAAUUAUACAAUGCAAAGAUUAAGCUUGCUGACAAGCAAGCAGCUCUGGAGAAAUUGGAGUGGGAGACAAAGAUGUCAAAUAGAAAAGCUGAGGAACUUCAAGAUGAGUUUGUUUCUAUGGACUUAGAGAUAACUGCACUGAUGCAGAUAUUUGAAGAACUGUCGAAGAAUAGUACAGCUGCAUCGUCUGAUGAUAAGAUAACUUCUUUACAUUAUUUUGAACAUAUUUCACCUAUACAGGAUAGUGUUGAUGAGAUGGAUUUGAUGCAAAUGGAAGAGGCACGAAGCCACUACUUGGCAGCUCUUGCUGCUGCAAAGGAGAAUCCAAGUGAUGAAUCAUUAGCCAUAGCAGCUGAAGCCAGACAAAGGCUUCAGGCUUUUGCAUUUUGAACCAGCAGCAGUAAUUAGCGGGUUGUUGUAUCACUGCACAUAGUGGUUUCGUUGGUACUUUUCCAUAAACUGGACGCUUAAUUUAUAGUGUAAUGGUUAAUGUGUUUGUAUUAGUCCUUUUCGCAGAUAUGGAAGUUCAUAUCGUUUUUUGUACUUCAUCUUGAAACAGUCUGGUAUUGAGAUGCAAAGGGAUUGUUAAAUCGUCAGGGUAGAACCUGCAUUGACUUCCUGAAAAAUUGUAUUCAAUUUCGGAGAAAAUUUUAUAAACUUUGCUUUGACAGA
Asparagus officinalis (garden asparagus) is the source of this 1329-nucleotide messenger RNA. RefSeq lists its product as uncharacterized. Gene Ontology annotation, molecular function: microtubule binding. The record is from RefSeq and is a predicted model, not a curated record. The transcript has 5 exons. Gene Ontology annotation, biological process: plasmodesmata-mediated intercellular transport. Bases 250 to 1047 code for a protein of 265 amino acids. NCBI's taxonomy places the organism in Eukaryota, Viridiplantae, Streptophyta, Magnoliopsida, Asparagales, Asparagaceae.